This is a messenger RNA of Corticium candelabrum, 588 nucleotides long. Its product is annotated as inositol 1,4,5-trisphosphate receptor type 1-like. The record is from RefSeq and is a predicted model, not a curated record. Gene Ontology annotation, biological process: release of sequestered calcium ion into cytosol. The coding region runs from base 61 to 588 and encodes 175 amino acids. Gene Ontology annotation, molecular function: calcium ion binding; inositol 1,4,5 trisphosphate binding; phosphatidylinositol binding. Gene Ontology annotation, cellular component: secretory granule membrane; sarcoplasmic reticulum; plasma membrane. The transcript has 6 exons. NCBI's taxonomy places the organism in Eukaryota, Metazoa, Porifera, Homoscleromorpha, Homosclerophorida, Plakinidae.
CUGCUACGUGCUGUAUGUUCUAGAGAGUCUCGUCGAUUAUUUCGGCGAAGUGUGGACGAUAUGUCUGAACGGAUUCAGAGCUUGUUGCACAUCGGAGAUGUUGUGUCGCUUCACGCUGAAGGAAGUGUGAAUGGCUUUCUUUCCACUUUGGGCUUGGUUGACGACCGAUGCGUGGUUGAACCAGAAGCUGGAGACCUGGCCAAUCCGCCACAAAAAUUCAGAGAUUGUCUGUUUAAGCUGUGUCCUAUGCAUCGGUACUCAGCGCAGAAGCAGUUCAAAAAGGCCUCCAGAAGUUCGUCAUCAAGUAAAGACCUUGACUUACUGAACAAGUUGCAGUAUGCAGCUGACAUGGAGAAGAAGCAGAAUCGAGAGGAAUUCAAGAAAUAUAUGGGCUCUGUAAUACAAUAUGGAAAUGUUAUCCAGUUGCUACACAUCAAAAGCAACAAAUUUCUGUCAGUGAACAAGCGUUUGCCAGCCUUACUUGAAAAGAAGGCCAUGCGUGUCUCUUUGGAGGCAGCAGGGGAUGAGGGCUGCUGGUUUUAUAUUCACCCUCAUUACAAGUUGCGGGCUGCAGGAGACAAUUGGUAA